UACGCGUAUUGCGAUUUUAGCAUCAGUGAGAGGCAAAAAUCCAUUGUUAUUGUACAUUUUGACAAUUAAAAUUUUGAGCGGAGUACUUUCGCGAGUCACGUGACAAGGGGCAGUCCUGCCAUCAAAACAAACAACGUUACUGCAUAUGAGUUUAUUAUUACUUCGCUGCGCUUGUUGUGUUUGUAGCUCAGGUCGUUUUACUUCUGUUACUGAUUAGAAAGUGCAUUAGUAACGUUAGUGGAUUUAAUCUCCCUCAUCUAGAGCUCUGCUUUCACUCGACUGGAACAUGUCCAUGUCACGAGUUACGUGUUAUUUUGGGCUGCUGGAAGGGCAGGAGGAGGACAUUAAACCUCAGGCAGCAGUGGUCCGGCGGAACCUGUUUGGCCCAGUGGACCACCAGCAGUUACAGCAGGACUUCCAGAGGCUAUUCUGCAUGAACAUGGAAAUCGCCAAACAGCGCUGGAACUUUGACUUUCAGAUGGACCAACCAGUCCCCGGUCGCAUUGAGUGGGAGGAGCUGCGGUGCCAGGAUGUGCCAGUGUUCUACCAUAGCUGUGUGUUCAGGCCCGGGAUGGCAAAGCAAACGGUGGAGGCUUGUUCGUCUCCAGCUAUGGCCACAGAGAAAUAUCUGGAGCUGCGGACCAGAGGAGCUCUGAGGGGAACCAAACCAGAGAAGAAAAUGGCUGCAUUGCUAGGGGUCAAACGCAGACAAGCGAGCAUCACAGACUUUUUCAGAGUGACAAAACGAAGAUUUCCCGAUCGCAAAUCUUCAUCAGGACAGUAAACGGACAUUGGACCUUGUUUUGUAUAAAUGUACAUACACUAUCAGCACGUAGCUAUUCUAACUGACCAGCAAAUGCUAAAUAGGAUGUAUAUACUGUACAUACGCACACACAGAUACAUAUUAUAUACACACGUUUGUAUAUUUUUUUACUAAACGCAGUACCUAUUAAAGGAACCUAUUUUGUUGUUACAACAUGGAGUCACGAGAUUUAAGUAAAUGUUAAAAAGUCAAAUAUUCUGGUUUUAUAGUGCGUAUGAAUCAUUCAAAGCAAUUAAUUCCAGUAAAUGAAAGAGAAUUCACUCUUACAAAAUCAACUAAUACAAUUUAAAUUCAUGACUUAAUGAAAUGUUUUAUUGUUCCAUGUUGUUCCAUUAAAGAAAACUGUUAGGGAUGCACUAUAUAAUAAUAAUAGUGUGUUUCUUAUGUGUUUGUUGUGCACACAAACAAUUACUGUGAACGUUUACAGAAAUGCACUAUAAAAAGACUGUUUGGUCAUAAACUUUAAACUUCUCAGAUUCACAAUUCAAAAUGUAUUGAUCCUCUUAAAGGGUUAGUUACCCCAAAAAUGAAAAUUAGCUUGUGUUUUACUCGCACUCGAAUCAUCCCAGUCGCAGUUAUAUUAAAAAGUUAUCCUGGCUAUUCCAAGCAGUAUUGUUGUAGUCAGCGCGUGUUGCAGUUGCAGUUGAAUAGUCCACAUGUCGUCAAAUAAAUCUCGCGCAUUCGUAACUAAACGUGCCGCAGAUGGCUUCGGGGGAUGAAUAAAGGCCCCCUGUAGCGCAUCUAUGUGUUUUUCUAAGAAAAUAUUUCAACAUAUUUCAAUUCAGUAAUAAACACUUUUCUCUCACUUCUGUAAUCUGUCGUUCACAGAUCUGUUCUGGCGGAUGACACAGGCCGUAAUAUGCUCUUUGCGCAUGCCUCUGAGAUAUGUUGGUCUCGUAAGUUUGUUUAUAUGAGAAAAAGAGGCAAAGUUUCCUUACUUCAUUAAAGUAAAACCAGUCUCCUCUUGGCUUAUAUCAAAAUCCUCCAACAUAUUUCUGUACAAAUCCUCAUUUCUAAAUCAUAACCGGCAUUUUGUUUUGUUUUCUCUCCGAUUUCGUCACUAAUCACGCAACGCUGCCCAUCGUACGUCAUCCGCCAGAACUGCUUCAAUGUAUUACGUUUAAAAUAUGGAUAUUUUUUCUUACAAAAACACAUGGAUUCGGUACAGGGGGGGGCUUUAUUCAUCCAAAAGAGCCAUCUGCGGCACGUUUAGUUAUGAGCUUUAUUUGACAAAAUGUGGACUGUUCAACGGUGACUGCAACACCCGCUGACUACAACGAUAUAGCCUGGAAUAGCCAGGAUAAUUUUUUAUAUAACUCCGACUGGAUUUGUCUGAAAGAAGAAAGUCAAAUACAGCUAGGGUGCUUCGAGGGUGAGUAAACACAAGUUUUGGGGUGAACUAACCCUUUAACUGGCGUCAGUGCACACAAUCUAUAAGCUAACAGUGUCAUGCCAUUAUUCUGUUCCGCUUUUUAUUUAUUUUCCUGUUUUAUAUAUAUUACAAUAAAGGGAGACGCUUUAGUCUGGGGACCAAUUCUCACAAAUAACUAGUUGCAUGCAUAUCACUAGCAUAUUGUAUUGCAUGCACAUUAGUACUUAUAAAGCACAAAUGAAUGCCUUAUUCUGUAUUACUAUAUUUUAGGUGAGUUAAUCCUACCGCAUAUCUAAACCUAACAACUACCUUAAUAACUAUUAAUUAGCAGCAAAAUUUGGUCCCCAAACUAAAAUGUGACCCAAAAAGAGGCCAUUAAUGUUUUUCAUGAAGCAUAUUAAAAUGGGGGUUUGAAUUUACUCUAUUAUACUAGAGUUAAUAGGAGGCAUAUGCUUUGAUAUCUUUGAAGUUUGUAACAAGAUUUUGAAUCAUCUUUGUAAAGGAUAUUGUAAGGAUUCGUCUUACACGUCUGGGGGAAAAUGUUAUAGGUUGACAAGCUACUUUUGUAUGUAUGUUAAGUUUGAAUCUUACUUUUAGUAUUAGCAUAUGAAUUGCAAGGACAUUUCAACCAAUCAUUUGUACAAUUUUUUUUUUAUACUGUAUUUUGCUUUGUGCAUGUGAGAUAUAAUGUAUGAUUAUGUGGUGAAUUAGCCAUACAUUUGGUUUUCUUGAUAUUAAAGAGACAGCUGACGCAAUUAACCAAAGUAAUUGCUCCACAAUAAAUAGGAUGCUUAAAAGAAACUGUAUGUACAUUUUUUUUUAAGUCAAUAAACCAAAACCACAUGCCGUUAAACUGCAGAAUUUGCUUCGAAUGUCAGUUUCAGCUUCUUUAGGAUAUACAGUAUAUGAGAGAGAUGUUUUUUCUUGCAUUCAUCGCAAAGACGCAUGCUAGAGAGUUGAUUCAGUGACUUCCUCUUAAAGUUGUAAUCUUUAGAAAAUGUAUUAAUAGAAAUAAAUUAGUGCUCUACCUCAUCAAAUGAGAAGGACCUUCAUUUUUUACACACAAAUGUAUAAAAAAACAAAUAUGCAAAAUGUAGCAUUUGUUUUGAUCAUGAAUGCACUUAUUAAGAUGAGAAGAACAGAAGAAUAGCAAGGAUGUAUCUUAUGCUUCACAAUAAGGUUUAUAUGAUGUUGUGUGUACUGUUCUGUUUUUAGAAUAUCUUUAAAAAAACAGUUGCUUACCAUUCUUUUUUGGGGGAAGUGUAUCAAGUAUAUGAGCAAUUUAAAAUUGUAUUAUGCUCUACAUGUCGUCAUAAUGAUGACAUUACCCCAGAGCUUCUGUUGCAGAUUUGUCAACCGUAUUCAAUUUUUUGGCAUGAUAUCUUGUGAGUUAGUAGCUAUGUGCAGUCCUAUAUCAUUGAAUGUUAAAACGUAAAUACUAGCUGACUUCAUAUUUUGAAUUAUGUACGUGUUUGCAGUAUGCAAAAAUCACCCAUAAAAUAUUUGUUCAAAGUCA
Molecule: messenger RNA, 3711 nt
Organism: Carassius gibelio (silver crucian carp)
Lineage: Eukaryota; Metazoa; Chordata; Actinopteri; Cypriniformes; Cyprinidae
Gene: cdkn1d
Product: cyclin-dependent kinase inhibitor 1D
Exons: 3
Coding region: 287-784 (165 amino acids)
Biological process (GO): signal transduction by p53 class mediator; regulation of mitotic cell cycle
Cellular component (GO): nucleus
Molecular function (GO): cyclin-dependent protein serine/threonine kinase inhibitor activity
Source: RefSeq, a predicted model, not a curated record